Molecule: messenger RNA, 1511 nt
Organism: Echinops telfairi (small Madagascar hedgehog)
Lineage: Eukaryota; Metazoa; Chordata; Mammalia; Afrosoricida; Tenrecidae
Gene: HADH
Product: hydroxyacyl-CoA dehydrogenase
Exons: 8
Coding region: 1-870 (289 amino acids)
Biological process (GO): fatty acid beta-oxidation
Cellular component (GO): mitochondrion
Molecular function (GO): NAD+ binding; (3S)-3-hydroxyacyl-CoA dehydrogenase (NAD+) activity
Source: RefSeq, a predicted model, not a curated record
AUGUCGGGAUCAGGAAGCAGUAAGGUGACAGUCAUUGGUCCAGAGCAGCACUUCUCAGUUGCUGCAGCAACUGGCCACACAGUAGUGCUGGUAGACCAGGCAGAGGACAUCCUGGCAAAAUCUAAAAAGGGGAUUGAGGAAAGCCUUAAGAAAAUGGCCAAGAAGAAGUUUGCAGACAACCCACAGGCCGCCGAGGAGUUUGUUGGGAAGACCCUGAACAGCAUCUCGACCAGCAUGGACGCUGCGUCUGUGGUCCACAGCACAGACCUGGUGGUGGAGGCCAUCGUGGAGAACCUGAAGGUGAAGAACGAGCUCUUCGCCAGGCUGGACAAGUUCGCUGCCGAACAUACAAUUUUUGCCAGCAACACUUCCUCUUUGCAAAUCACAAGCAUAGCCAAUGCCACCACCAGACAAGACCGGUUUGCCGGGCUCCACUUCUUCAACCCAGUGCCCCUCAUGAAGCUUGUGGAGGUCAUUAAAACCCCCAUGACCAGCCAGAAGACGUUUGAAUCUCUGAUAGACUUUAGCAAAACCCUGGGAAAGCAUCCUGUUUCUUGCAAGGACACUCCCGGGUUUAUUGUCAACCGUCUGCUGGUGCCGUACCUCAUGGAAGCAAUCAAGCUGUAUGAACGAGGGGAUGCGUCCAAGGAGGACAUCGACACUGCCAUGAAGCUGGGAGCUGGCUACCCCAUGGGCCCUUUCGAACUGAUUGACUACGUUGGACUGGACACCACCAAGUUUAUUAUGGACGGGUGGCAAGAAAUUGAUGCAAAGAACCCCUUGUUUCAGCCCAGCCCGAUCUUGAAUCAGCUGGUAGCAGAGAAGAAGUUGGGCAAGAAGACUGGAGAAGGGUUUUACAAAUACAAAUGAUCGCUCCGGGAAGCACCCACGGAAGCGUGUGCCAGCCAGCUGCCCAAAGGACCGCGGGAACGCACACUGGUCAGAGGCUCCCGCGCCGCACCGCCUGCUCACUGCGCAUUUUUAUUGUAAUCUUUCUGAAGUAAUCAUGUCCACUAGUUACAGGAAUAACAGAGCCCUUCCUUGAGACUAAUUCCCUUUUUUAUUCUGUUCAUUUUGGAGUUGUUCUUAAAAAGCUUUGUACCCUUGGUGCCUUGGGACAGACAUUUCUUUCGAAUCUUUUCCUUUCGGUAAAGAAUUGUCUGGACUCCUUCCCUUGUGCAGGGAAAGGCCUCCUCUGGGCCCCCAGCUGUCUUGAGGGAGAGUCGUGAGCCAUCCAGAUGCCGUUUGCCUGUGACUCGUGUCUGAGAACAGGGCGACCUAGAGCCGCGAGCCUUUCCCUACAGCGCCUCACCCCGAGGCGGCUGGUGGGAGCACCUGCACGUGCUGGGUUUGCACGGAGUCGCCUUCUCGGGCACUCACCCCUGCCAUCUGGAUGACUGCUGUCUGUCUGCUCUGUCUUAACAAAUCAGUGUAUCCCACACUGCCUACAAAUUGGCUUUGAUAAAAUGUAAGCUUCUAUAAAAACUGAAAAUAAAAUGUGUAUGAUUUUA